Molecule: messenger RNA, 1350 nt
Organism: Eutrema salsugineum
Lineage: Eukaryota; Viridiplantae; Streptophyta; Magnoliopsida; Brassicales; Brassicaceae
Product: polygalacturonase At1g48100
Exons: 7
Coding region: 22-1350 (442 amino acids)
Biological process (GO): carbohydrate metabolic process
Molecular function (GO): polygalacturonase activity
Source: RefSeq, a predicted model, not a curated record
CGUUUCCGAUAUUAAUUAAAGAUGUAUAGAGUAACCUUGAAAUGUCUUGCCCUGAAAUUUCUCCUUUUAAUAUCCUUAUUCUCUUCAAGGUUCAGGACUUGUGACGCUAGGCAGAGUGUAUACUGGAAAGGGAACCGCAGGUCUAUCGCCGAAGGAGAAAGUUCUGGAACAAUCAAUGUGCUUGACUAUGGCGCAAAAGGUGACGGGACAAGUGAUGACACAAAGGCUUUUGAAGAUGCUUGGAAGGAAGCUUGUAAGGUGGAAGGGUCGACAUUGUUAGUUCCAUCUGGUUCUACGUUUCUUGUCGGUCCUGUUUCCUUCCUCGGAAAAGAAUGUAAAGAGAACAUUGUUUUUCAGUUAGAAGGAAAGAUCAUAGCUCCAACGAGUUCAAGUGCCUGGGGAUCAGGACUCUUGCAAUGGAUAGAGUUCAAAUCACUUAAAGGAAUCACUAUCAAAGGAAAAGGGAUUAUAGAUGGACGAGGAUCCGUAUGGUGGAACAAGUCCCCUGACUAUGAUCCAGACCAACUGUCUACGAAAAUGCCAAGAACUAAACCAACAGCCUUGAGAUUCUAUGGGAGUAACGGUGUAACGGUCAAUGGAAUAACCAUACAGAACAGUCCUCAAACCCACCUCAAGUUUGAUAACUGCAUAAGCAUUCAAGUGUCUGAUUUCACAACCUCAUCCCCUGGAGAUUCCCCGAACACAGAUGGCAUCCACCUACAAAACUCUCAAGAUGCUGUUAUCUACCGCAGCACGCUGGCUUGUGGAGAUGACUGUAUAUCAAUUCAAACUGGAUGCUCGAAUAUCUACAUACACGAUGUGGAUUGUGGGCCUGGCCAUGGAAUUAGCAUCGGAGGACUAGGCAAAGAGAAAACAAAGGCGUGUGUUUCAAACAUCACUGUCCGUGAUGUCACGAUGCAUGAAACUACCAACGGUGUACGAAUCAAAUCCUGGCAGGGAGGGUCAGGGUCUGUGAAACAGAUUAUGUUUUCAAAUAUUCAAGUUAGCGAAGUAGCCAAUCCAAUUAUCAUAGAUCAAUAUUACUGCGAUGGUGGAGGAUGCCACAAUGAUACUUCAGCAGUCGCUGUAUCAAACAUAAACUACAUAAACAUUAAAGGUACCUACACAAAAGAACCUGUACGCUUUGCCUGCAGUGAGAGCUUGCCAUGCACAGGGAUCUCACUGUCCACCAUAGAGCUUAAGCCGGCCACUGAAAAGGCAAGUUUACGUGAUCCUUUCUGCUGGGAAGCACACGGUGAGCUAAAAACCAAGACUCUUCCGCCAAUUCAAUGUUUGAAAACACAAAAGUCACCAGGAGCUGCAAGUAAGUCUUACAAUGACGCUUGCUGA